Messenger RNA from Hymenoscyphus albidus, 684 nucleotides. The record is from the annotation of a GenBank genome assembly. NCBI's taxonomy places the organism in Eukaryota, Fungi, Ascomycota, Leotiomycetes, Helotiales, Helotiaceae.
AUGCUAUUCGAUAUCUCCAAACUAUUCUUAACAUUCCUGAGCCUCAUUGGCCUGAUUACUAUUGUUAGUGCCACGAACACUGCGAAGCUUAACCUUUAAACUACUGAAAUUUUGACAAAGAACUCUAGGUCUCUUCUCAUCCAAACUCACAUCCAAUCACCCUGAACAUCACAGAAAUCAUUGAGAGACGUGAGUUGAAUCCCAGAAACAAGGCAUGAAUCACCACAAUCCGAGGCGGUAUACCAGUCAUAUCCUAACAUAGCUUCCAGGGCGUCAUGCACUGCUGCUGGCAAAUCGGUCAAGGCUGGGACGUAGGCGGCGCCGAUAACGUAGCCAUAGCAGCCAACAACUUAAAGGCACUUGGAGGGAAAGUCGGUGUCUACGGCUACAAAUGUGAGCAAAUCUCCUGCCAUGACGAUACAGAAAUUGUUCUUUGCAACGAUGUAAGAUACCUUGUCUCAUCUCAUCUACUAGGUUGCUAACGGGUCGAUGAAGAACGCCUAUUAUAUCAACCCCGAUGCCCCAUACCUCGCGUCUUACGCGGAGGAUAUCUUGAGGGACUGCUAUUUGUAUCAGUGGUUUGGCGAUCAUAGAGAGUGGUUCAGUUGUGGUCAGUAUUUUGAUACGGAUCAUUAUAAUGUUAUUGUUAGACGGCCGCAGAAUCAAUAUGGUAGGUGCUUGUAG